Molecule: messenger RNA, 1304 nt
Organism: Quercus lobata
Lineage: Eukaryota; Viridiplantae; Streptophyta; Magnoliopsida; Fagales; Fagaceae
Exons: 7
Coding region: 395-916 (173 amino acids)
Source: RefSeq, a predicted model, not a curated record
AGAAGAAGGGUAGCGAAGUAAUUGUGAAAAAAAAAUCCCCAAAUUCUGAUUUGUGGAAGAAUCCUCAAACACAGACACAAACACAAUCACAAACUCAUAAAACUGAGAAACCAAAGAAAACACAAUCCGAAUUUUCAAACUUAUUUGCUUUUUUUUGUUUGUAUAACUGGCUAAUCCACAGCCUAAAGGGGAUAAAGAGAGUAAUUGGAGAGCAAAGGGUAUUGAAAAAAGAUAGAUGGCAGGAAGAGAGGUCCGCGAAUACACCAAUCUUACCGACCCUAAAGAUAAGAAGUGGGGGAAAGGAAAGGAGAAGAUAGAUGAUGAAGACACCACUUUCCAACGCAUGGUUGCCAAGGAAUCUUGGUUUCCUCUACCGGGCGGUUGAUGCAAGCAGAUGCAAGAGGUUGCAGGAGAGCGUGGAGGCUACCUUCAUGGGCGAGGCGCCUUGGACAGUGAUGAUCUACUCUAUCUCAAGGAGCAAAUGGAAGCUGAGGAGGAUGCAGAACGCCUCCUACGUCGAACUGAGAAACGGGCAUUUGCUGCGUUUAAGAAAGCUGCAAGUUUAGCAGAUUCUUCACCUGCAUCAGUCCCCUUGCCACUUCGAGUUGAGCCCAAGCCCAAGAGUGGAAUCAGACAGCAAUAUUUAUUGAAAAAGGUCGUGGAAAUCAAACCCAAACGGAAGAGAACUUCUAGUCCAUCUGAUGGGAAUCAGUCAACUCCUGCUUCAAAUGAUUCUGCUUUAAAAAGCCUUAAGUCUGAGUCUCACCAGGAGAAAGAGCAGCCUGAGACUGACCGGGAGGAGAAAGAGUGGCCUUUGUCAAGAUUGAAUAAAGCAGAGGGAGAUACUAAUAUGGAAAACCCUGUUAAAAGUUUACUAGGCCUAGCAUAUGCAAGUUCUGAGGAUGAUGAGGACUGAAGAAUGCAUUGAUACCUGUGUAUCUAGAUCCUUCAGUGCAUCAUAAAGCUCCUGAUGAUUUUGUUAAUGACCUCAAAGCUCUGGAUUCUGCAGCCCAGAAAACUUGUUGAGGGUCAUUGUGUGGUUUUGCCCCUCUGGCACCUGCUUGUAGCUCCUAUUCUUGUAGCUACUCUCUCCAUGUGAGGUGCUUCAACCAUUUGUUGUGUUCAGUAUAUCAUCUUACAUUUUCUCAGCCCCUUUGAUUUUUCAUUUCCUGGUUUGUAAAUCUUUAAGGUAUUCUGAAUAUCGUACUGUCCUUUUGUGUGUGUGUGUAUAUAGAGGAAGUAUAUGCGUUAUUGUUUUUAAAGCUCAAAUGAUAAUGAAAAAUUGAAGUUACCUUGUUCUUGGA